Messenger RNA from Lates calcarifer (barramundi perch), 1813 nucleotides. RefSeq names its product ATP synthase mitochondrial F1 complex assembly factor 2 (gene atpaf2). Gene Ontology annotation, cellular component: mitochondrion. Gene Ontology annotation, biological process: mitochondrial proton-transporting ATP synthase complex assembly. Bases 267 to 1124 code for a protein of 285 amino acids. The transcript is spliced from 8 exons. The record is from RefSeq and is a predicted model, not a curated record. NCBI's taxonomy places the organism in Eukaryota, Metazoa, Chordata, Actinopteri, Centropomidae.
GAAGGUCAGACGCGUGCUUUUGAACGGAGGAGCUGCUAUGAAAGCUAAGGGAGAAAUGUGUGAUAGUAAAUAGAGACAUAGCGACUUUAUACAGCUAGCCAGGGCAUUAUAAACAGGACCCGAUGCUAGUACGAAAACAACCAAUCGUAUAGAAAUGCUGCAUCUAAUUUACUAAUGAAUUGCAGUCAGAAAGAGGUGGCCUAGGCUGUCGGCUCUCCACUCAGCUAGCUUUUCCUGUCAACAUCACAUCUUCACCUCCUGCCACUAUGUUCAGGAGCCUUGUUAGACUUCAGAGUCAGUUUGGCAAUGCCCUCUUUCUCAGUAAAGUUUGUCCAAGAAGUCAACAGUCCCGGUUUGCGUUGAAAUACUCCACAGCCGCGGCAGAGAGAAAAAGAUUUUAUCAAGAUGUCAGCAUAUCCCAAGGUGAAGGUGGUCUAUAUGAGAUAAACCUCGACAGAAGGAAGUUGAAAACUCCUGGAGGGAAGCUGUUCACAGUGCCAAAUGAAGCCCUGGCCAUCGCCGUGGCAACUGAGUGGGAUGCUCAAAGAGAGACACUCAAGUUCUACACUAUGCACAUGACUACACUUUGCAACACAGCUCUGGACAAUCCCACCGAACGUAACAAGGACCAAAUGAUCAACGCUGCUCUGAAGUUCCUGGAGACUGACACCGUCUGUUACAGAGUAGAUGAACCCCAUGGUUUGGUUGAGCUACAGAAGAAUGAGUGGGACCCUGUGCUGCACUGGAUUGAAAACAGAUACAAUGUCACUAUUGGCUCCUCGUCCAGUAUUUUGGGUCCUGAGAUCCCAGAGGCAACCAGGGACACAUUCCGGCAACACCUGAAUUCUUAUAACUUCUGGUCUCUGACAGGGCUCGAGUAUGUGAUCACCCAGCUGAAGUCUGUUGUGCUGUCGCUGGGGAUGAUUGACAGACAUCUGAGUGUGGAACAGGCUGUGCUGCUCUCCAGACUGGAGGAGGAAUACCAGAUUCGGCGCUGGGGGAACGUGGAGUGGGCCCACGACUACGACAUGUAUGAGCUGAGGGCACGGACAGCAGCUGGAGCUCUUUUUGUUCACCUCUCAUCUGAGAGUUCAACUGUCAAGCGCAAACUUCUGCAGGACUGAGAAGGAUGAACUCGAAUAUAAAACUCUCAGAGAGAACACAAUGAAUCUGCCCUCAGAGAGCCCCCCAAACACCUCUGCUUAUUCACACUUCUACAUCCGCACAGACAAACACAACACAUCCUGUUUGUUCAAUUUAGCAGUGACAGCUGCUCUGUCUGUGAUCUGUUACAGAGUUAUCUCACUCCAGCACUACAUACUGGCUGUCGUUUUUGCAGUGUUUAUAUGUGGCAGCUGCCAAGAGUGGCACCCCUCACAGAGUUUCCAGUCAGUUCUCAGUCAUCCGCGACAUUUCGGAUGCUGGUGACUUGUUUAUUCCACGGCUGCUUUAUCUUUGCGCCACAUUUGAAUACUGGAAGGUGCUCAUGUUAUUCUAACAACAAGCUGUCUAUUAUAACUGUGCUGUGUGUAAUUCAAGGCACACUGCAUGUGAAAAAUAUUCACUUGCAUACUACAUCCAGUUGCUAUAUGAAGUUAUGGUAGUCUUCAUUCAUGUUGUAUGUAUUAUGGGAUUUUCAGUGUGUUAUAAGGUGAGAGAUUAAAUUCUGAUGAUAUAUAAAGCUGAAGAUUUUGUUGCUUUUACCAUUGAAAUGAGUCACAGUAAUUAAACUAAUUAUCUGACUCAUGUUUGUCUAAGUGAAAUGUGGCAGCAGAGUUUAAUGUGAAUUAAAACCCAAACCGGACAAAACAUG